AUGUCUGCGAUGCAGCAUAAACACUUCAAUACCUUUCUCAACGACCUAAUGCUGUCGUCGAAGACCUCUUCCGCGCCGACGCCGUUCCCGCUCACCAACGAGCAGAAUGGGCCCACGAAGCUCGUCCGGGAGAAGUGUGCUAGCCCCCUCACCGUACAUUUCGAAUUGUGCGCGGACUCGCUGUCGACCGCACGCACAACGCGCGUACUGUCCGCGGUACGCUCUUCUACCCCCCAUGUCAUUUUUCGUUCCUGCCCUGGCCAGGUUCGCAUGAACCUUCCGACCCUCCCCCUUCGGCCGCAACAAAAGUGGCUCGUGUGUCUGGCGUGCCGCGAAGUACUCGACGUGCGCGUGUAG
Molecule: messenger RNA, 357 nt
Organism: Sparassis crispa
Lineage: Eukaryota; Fungi; Basidiomycota; Agaricomycetes; Polyporales; Sparassidaceae
Exons: 2
Coding region: 1-357 (118 amino acids)
Source: RefSeq, a predicted model, not a curated record